Messenger RNA from Cuscuta campestris, 1570 nucleotides. NCBI's taxonomy places the organism in Eukaryota, Viridiplantae, Streptophyta, Magnoliopsida, Solanales, Convolvulaceae. The record is from the annotation of a GenBank genome assembly.
GUCAGACAGAAUAAAAUGAUUACCACUUAAAACAGAAACUAAAUUUUGAAAAGCACCACAAUGAUUUUCAAUCUCAAACAUUUCAAAUUAUCUCCAAUGUUAAUAAAGAUUUUGAGAUUUUAGAAAAAUUUAAUUCCCCAUAGUUGUCAAACAUAUUCUUUCAAUCUCAAAUGGCAUAUCUCUCUUACACGAUGAAAUAAAUCGAAAACUGCUCGGCGAAUCAGGAAAUAUAAAAUCCCAAGAAGCCAAUGUCCCAUAAUUUUUUGUGCCCCCUCCUAAACGGGUAAAAUGAACUCCGGCCCAAAUGUUACCCGCCUUUCUGUUCCGAAGAACAAGGGCAGUUAAGCGGAGAGGCUGCAGCAGAGCAAUCUAAGGAGAAGAAGAAGAAGAAGAAUAGUAAUGGGAGGCAUUGGUCGAUCUCGCACGCAGAGAAAACACUUCCGGCAGCUCAGAGAUGACGUCGGGAGACUCCAGGCACCGGAUUCCGACCUACCGCCGGAUACCGCUCCCUCUGUCAUUGAUGACGGUGACGGAGACGCCUCCACCAUUCGCGCUCCUCCUAGGAGCAAGGAAUAGUGCUGCCGGAAGAGUGGGAGACUUUCAUUGAGUAUCUACGGACUCCUCUUCCUGCUGCUUUCAGAAUCAAUUCCAGUAGCCAGUGCUAUACAGUGAUUAGAUUGAUGUUGGAGGAUGAUUUCAUGAACUCUCUUCUGGCAGAGAGUGCAGAUGGGAGUGAAGUAGAGGCAAUCAGACCCUUGCCUUGGUACCCGGACAACCUAGCUUGGCAUUCCAAUUUCUCUCGGAAACAGUUACGAAAGAACAAGACGCUUAAGAGGUUCCAUGAAUUCUUGAAACUGCAAAAUGAAAUUGGAAACAUUACAAGACAGGAAGCUGUUAGCAUGGUGCCUCCACUGUUCCUAGAUUUAUGUCCUGAUCAUUUUGUUAUCGAUAUGUGUGCUGCUCCCGGUUCCAAAACAUUUCAAUUGCUUGAGAUGAUAUCCCACAUGGCUGAACCUGGAUCAUUACCUAGUGGACUGGUAAUAGCAAAUGAUGUUGAUGUGCAAAGGUGCAACCUUCUUAUCCACCAAACAAAGAGAAUGUGCAAUGCCAACUUAAUUGUCACAAAUCAUAAAGCACAACAUUUUCCCAGCUGUCACGCACCUAAUAUUUGGAAUAAAUGGACUGGAGGAAUGGGCAAUGGUCUGCAUGGUCUACAAGUUCAGAUAGCAAUGCAAGGUAUUUCUUUGCUUAAAGUUGGUAGGCGAAUGGUUUAUUCAACCCGUUCAAUGAAUCCUGUUGAGAAUGAAGCUGUAGUUGCUGAGGUUAUGCAUAGGUGCGGACAGUCUGUUGAACUUCUUGAUGUCUCCAAUGAGCUUCCUCAUCUUAUUCGCCGCCCAGGUCUUAAGAGAUGGAAGGUCUUUGGCAAGCUUUUAUAAUGUUAAAGAUAAAGGGGUGUGGUUGACUUCUUACAAAGAUGUUCCGAAACAUUGAAGAGGUUCAAUUGUUUCUGGAAUGUUUCCUUCUAGGAAGACCCAUGUGGAUUCAUCUAUGGAUGAAGUGACCAGUACUG